Abrus precatorius (Indian licorice) is the source of this 3336-nucleotide messenger RNA. Its product is annotated as non-lysosomal glucosylceramidase. Gene Ontology annotation, molecular function: glucosylceramidase activity; beta-glucosidase activity. The coding region runs from base 1102 to 3183 and encodes 693 amino acids. The transcript is spliced from 19 exons. Gene Ontology annotation, biological process: carbohydrate metabolic process; glucosylceramide catabolic process. Gene Ontology annotation, cellular component: membrane. NCBI's taxonomy places the organism in Eukaryota, Viridiplantae, Streptophyta, Magnoliopsida, Fabales, Fabaceae. The record is from RefSeq and is a predicted model, not a curated record.
GACAGGGCUGGGGAAAACAUGCAACGCAAAUGGGGUUUGAACUGAGGAGGGAAUUUGCACUCUUCCAGAUCUGUCAUUUUGUAAUUGUAAUUUCGCUGCGUGUGUCAGUUAAAGAUUAGUGUUUGGAGUUAAAAAUAAAGAUUUGUUAGCGUAAUUGUUGGAUCCAAUAGAAUACGCCCUGCCAGGUCCUCUCUCUCUCUCAACAGUCAAACGCAGCAUAAUAACAAUAACUCUAAUACUGCCGCAGAUUGAAUUCCACUCCACUAUUGUUCCUUUCGCAGUGAAGAUGGUAGAAAAUGGUUUUGUUGAAGACGACAGCAUAACCAGAAAGUCUUCUAGCAAAAAGGUUGACCCAGGGAAACCUCCUGGACUUACGUGGCAGCGAAAAUUAAACAACGAAGGAAUUGCUCUAGUAGAAUUCACCUUAUCUUUAAAAGAGAUAAUUCAUCUGGCUCCAAUUGGUUAUCGGCUAUGGCGCCAUGUACGUGAAGAAGCUGCCAAAGGAAGGGGGGGAUUGAUUGAUCCUUUUGCCAAGCGUUAUGUAACAUCUUGUCAUGGUGUACCUUUAGGUGGUAUCGGUGCAGGAAGCAUUGGAAGAGGUUUCAAAGGUGAAUUUCAGCGUUGGCAACUAUUCCCUAGAAUAUGUGAAGAGAAACCGGUCUUAGCAAAUCAGUUUUCUGUUUUUGUUUCUCGUCCAAGUGGUGAAAAAUAUUCUAGUGUACUUUGUCCAGUGAAGCCAGAUAUAUUAAAACAAAAUCCAGUGUCAGGAAUUGAAUCAUGGGAUUGGAAUUUGAGUGGGAACAGUUCCACAUAUCAUGCAUUAUAUCCAAGAGCUUGGACAGUAUAUGAGGAACCUGACCCUGCUCUGAGAAUUGUUUGUCGUCAGAUUUCACCUGUUAUACCCCAUAAUUACAAGGAAAGUAGCUUCCCUGUAUCAGUUUUCACUUUCACGCUGAAAAAUUUUGGUAACAUGACAGCAGAUGUCACCUUGCUUUUCACAUGGGCAAUGUACCCAUUUUGUUGCUCUCUCUCUCUCUCUCUCUUCCUCCCCCCCCCUGCAGAAAAAAAAAUGCCUAUAGUUUAUUCUAAGAUUCAAGGUACAUGUUAUAUCUUGCUAGGAUGAAUGAUGGGGUUCAUGGUGUGCUUCUACAUCACAAGACUGCAAAUGAGAGAUCUCCAGUUACCUUUGCUAUUGCAGCAGAAGAGACUGAAAACGUUCACAUUUCAGUAUGUCCUGUCUUUGUUAUAUCUGGUGCUUACAAUGGUAUCUCGGGAAAAGAUAUGUGGCAUGAAGUUAAACAGCAUGGGUCGUUUGACCAUUUGAGUUUUGCUAAAACCCCCGUGCCUUCAGAACCGGGAUCAUCUAUCGGAGCAGCUAUUGCAGCAACCGUGAAUAUUCCUUCUGAUGCUGAGCGUAUUGUGACAUUUUCAUUGGCGUGGGACUGCCCUGAAGUCAAGUUUCCUUGGGGAAGGACAUAUUACAGGCGUUACACUAAAUUCUAUGGUACUAAUGGAAAUGCUGCUGCAGAUAUUGCACAUGAUGCUAUUAUUGAGCAUUGCCAAUGGGAGACCCAGAUUGAAGAUUGGCAAAGACCGAUACUUGAGGACAAGAGACUUCCUGAAUGGUAUCCAACUACCCUUUUGAAUGAACUUUACUAUUUGAAUUCUGGGGGGACAAUUUGGACAGAUGGUUCACCUCCUGUGCAUAGUUUAGUUGGCCUUGGAGAAAGAAAAUUUUCCUUGGAUGGAUUUAUAUCUAAUUUAGAGAAUGAAAAUCAUUUAUCACAACAAAAGGGUACUGCUAUCAGCAUUCUUGAAAUGUUUAGGUCAGUAGUUGAGCAAAUAGACUCUCCACCGGCAUCAAGGUCUGCAUAUGGAGUAAAUCUGCUCCAAGAAGGGGAAGAAAACAUUGGUCAGUUUCUUUAUCUUGAAGGCAUUGAGUAUCAAAUGUGGAAUACCUAUGAUGUCCAUUUUUACUCAUCUUUUUCACUAGUCAUGCUAUUUCCAAAACUUGAACUCAGCAUCCAAAGAGACUUUGCUGCAGCAGUACUGAUGCAUGACCCUAGUAAGAUGAAACUUCUACAUGAUGGCCAGUGGGUACGAAGAAAGGUUCUUGGUGCUGUUCCUCAUGAUAUUGGAACCAAUGAUCCAUGGUUUGAAGUAAAUGGCUAUAAUCUUUAUAACACAGAUAGGUGGAAAGACUUGAAUACAAAAUUUGUUCUCCAGAUUUACAGGGAUGUAGUUGUCACUGGUGACAAGAAGUUUGCACAAGCUGUUUGGCCCUCUGUUUAUAUUGCUAUUGCUUAUAUGGACCAAUUUGACAAGGAUGGUGAUGGAAUGAUUGAGAAUGAAGGCUUCCCUGAUCAAACUUAUGACACAUGGUCUGUGUCUGGUGUGAGUGCAUAUAGUGGUGGACUGUGGGUGGCAGCACUUCAGGCAGCAUCAGCCCUGGCACGUGAAGUGGGUGACAAGGGUUCUGAAGAUUAUUUUUGGCUGAAGUUUCAAAAAGCAAAAGCUGUAUAUGAAAAAUUAUGGAAUGGUUCUUACUUCAAUUACGAUAGCAGUGGUGGAAGUUCGAGUUCAUCGAUUCAAGCUGAUCAAUUAGCUGGACAAUGGUAUGCUAGAGCAUGUGGUCUUUUGCCAAUUGUUGAAGAAAAGAAAAGUAGAAAUGCGCUCCAAAUGGUUUACAAUAAUAAUGUUAUGAAAGUAAAGGAUGGGAGGCGUGGUGCUGUAAAUGGAAUGUUACCUGAUGGAAAAGUUGACAUGUCAUCAAUGCAAUCACGAGAAAUAUGGUCAGGAGUCACAUAUGCCUUAGCUGCAACAAUGAUCCAGGAAAAUAUGAUUGCUUUGGCAUUUCAAACUGCUGGUGGAGUAUAUGAAGCUGCAUGGUCCUACUAUGGACUCGGUUAUUCUUUCCAAACUCCUGAAGCAUGGUCCACUAACGAUGAAUAUAGAUCUUUAUGCUACAUGCGGCCUUUAGCCAUAUGGGCAAUGCAAUGGGAAUUAUCAAGAGCAAAGCACACUCCACAUGAGAGAAAAUCAGAUAUAAAAGAAGAUAUUUUGUCUAGAUGUCAUGAUGGUUUCUUGAAAGUUGCGCACCUUCUAAAGGUGAAGGAGGAGACAGCUUCUAGAAGUCUAUUCCAGGUUAUAUAUGAUUUUACUUGCAAGAGGCUGUGGGUAUAGACAUGCCUAUUGCAAUUUAUAUUUCACAUUCUAUGACUAUAAUUUUGCGAGACCUUGUUGAUUCUGAAUGGUCCCAAUUACUUGAUGAGCUUUAUCAUCUUUCAGCAAUAAAUCAUCUCGUUUUCAGAAUAUGAGAAAAAUAAGGUUCUAUUG